This is a messenger RNA of Botrytis cinerea B05.10, 1361 nucleotides long. RefSeq lists its product as hypothetical. Bases 228 to 1166 code for a protein of 312 amino acids. Gene Ontology annotation, molecular function: gamma-glutamylcyclotransferase activity. NCBI's taxonomy places the organism in Eukaryota, Fungi, Ascomycota, Leotiomycetes, Helotiales, Sclerotiniaceae. The record is from RefSeq and is a predicted model, not a curated record. The transcript has a single exon.
GAUUUCUUUGAUUGAGGAUAUGUGAAGUUGUUUCAUAUUUGGAUUUUUCUUUUCCUGUUCGGGGGUUGAGUCUCUAGGUAAGUAGGUGAAUAUAUGGGUUUUACGAUUCCUCGCACUGGCACUAUUACUUGCGCUCUCGAUCAAUCAAUCAACUGGCUAUACAUACUUCACCAUCCUCAUCAUUCCCCCCCUUCUCAUGGACAUACCAAUAAAAAAAAGAAUCAAAAAUGCACACUCCCGACCCCACCACCCCCAAACCACAAACCCUCUAUUUCGCCUACGGUUCCAACCUGUCUCUCGCGCAGAUGAAAAUGCGUUGUCCGGACUCGAUUUUCGUGGGCAUGGGUUUGUUGCAGGAUUAUCGAUGGAUAGUGAAUCAGAGGGGAUAUGCUAAUAUUGUUUUUUGUGGGGGAGAGGGAGAGGGAGAGGGAGAGGGAGAGGGAGAGGGAGAGGGAGAGGGAGAGGGGGCUGAGUCUGAGUUUGGGUGUGAGGAGGGAGAGGAAGGUAAUUUGGAAGACGGGAAGGAUGCCGAAAACAAAAAUAAAAACAAAAACAAUCCUCCACCCGCCUUUCCUCUACCUCCCCCUCCCCCUCCCCUCAAAGCAGCAAAAGAGACACACUCCCCCCUCACCCCUCAACCCCCCAUCUACGGACUCCUCUACACGCUCUCCCCCCGCGACGAAACCCUCCUCGACACCAGCGAAGGCGUACCCUUCGCAUACACAAAAAUUCAUCCUCGCAUCACUCUCCUAUCCGUCUCGCCAACACUUUCCGCGCCCGCGGUUUCAUUCCUAUUGUCUUUAUUUCCCGCUUCCGUUUCUACUUCUUCGAUCACUGGAUUAGCAUCAACAUCCCCAUUUACAUAUCCCUCUACCUCUCCAUCCUUCUCCUCCUCUAAACCAUCUCACCAUUCUCCCUCCACCACAACCACAACCACAACCACAACCGCAACCGCAACCACCUCGCAGCAAUCUCUGCCCCUUCAAACCCGUGCACUAACCUACAUCGAUACCCAGCGCACCACUCCUUCCGCCCCUAAUCCAGAAUACAUCACGCGCAUGAAUCGCGGGAUUCAGGAUGCGCUUUCCAAGGGGUUUCCUUCAUCGUAUGUACGAGAUGUGAUGCGUGUUUACAUUCCCGCUUGCGAGAUGGGAGGGGGCGUCUGAUGAUGGCGAUGGUGGUGGUGAUGGUGAUGGCGGUGACGGCGAUGUGAUGAAGGAUUUGAAAAGUUAACAGAGAGAUGAAACAGGAACUUGGCUUUCAUAGAUGGAUUCCAAAGUUAAGAAGAGACAACCUAUACCUUAUGGCUUGUCUAGAUUGCAGGAUUUUAACACUCAAAGUCACAUUGAAAUAAUGGAUCA